UACAAUGGCAGUGGCCGCCAGCCCUGCGAUCCUUCUGUGCCUCCUGACUCUGUACCUGCUAUCCGACUGGUCCGGGACGGGGCGGGCCGGUCCGCUUCCUGAGGCUGCUGCUUGCCCCGCAGGGCAGGAGGGGGGUCAAAGAAGGCGAAAAAGGAACCGCAGGAGGGUGGAGGGGCCAAAAAGCUGCAGAGGGCUAGGUGGGAAGGGGAUCCCUUGGUGGAGCCCCGCAGCCCCACUCGCCCUCGGGAAGGAGAAACCAGAGCCCCUGGAACCCGAGCUGGGGUCAAGACAGGGGUGAAGGGGGGUUCCACAGAGACGCGAUCACUGACACCCCAAUCAGCCACAGGUCUCUCUGCUCUCACCGGCUCUCUACCACACAAACCCUCCAGCAUCCCCAGGGCUCCAUGCCCUGGAACUUCCCCCUGCGCUUUGUUGCAGACACUUAACUGCCCCCAGCGGCUCAGCAGACACUUCCUACUCCUCCCCUCACUAUUCACUUCCACUACUCAGGACGCAUCUUUUCACUCCCCAUCUCAGCCCAGCCCUGUCACCCCACAGGCCUCCCUCACCUCCCCAUCCAAGAAGGGGCCCUUAGCACCUCCUCCACCAAAUAACACCUUCACCCCCUUUGCCUGAUCACACACCCCAGCGGACACACCCCAGCAAACACACCCCAUGCUUUCCACAAAACCUAAUGCAGGGGGGAUGGGAAGUACCAUGUCCCCCAGGAUGACCCUGGGAGCGCCCGUGGGUAGAGGCGCCCACUACUGCCCUUGGAUCCCAGACCCGCCUGUUCUUCCUACUGGGGAGCCAGCGUCAUAUAGAGUAGUCACUAAGCAGACAGGUAUCAGCAAACCCUUUCUAGAAAGGAAAAGCUGAAGGCACUUUGGUCCUUGCUGGCCAUGGGUACUCUGUGUGUCAAGUCCUGUCCCUUUGUAGAGGAACAGCAGGCAAUGGCAACUUGCAAAUAAAAGGGAGACCAGAUGUGGACACCAUCCUAGGUUGCUGACCCCAGGUGAAGGCGCAUGCUGUGUCCUGGCAAUUGCUGCCCCAUCCCCUGGGGUGUCAUCUCCAAGUGGUGUAAGUUGAAGAGUCACAGGUGUGUCCGACCCUGCCUGUGGCUUCUGGGUGGUGUGGGUGUGAUGGAUGCGAGUGGAGGUUCUAUGGUUCGGGGUCAAUGCCCCCCUCCUUUGCUGCUGGGGGGCAUCAUCGGUCCCUUGGGGCGAUCAGGGACCCUCCCUGAAGCCUCAGGUGUGAGCUGAGGGUGAGGGGUACACCCAUGUAGUGUCCUGGGGAUCGGGGCCAACUGCUUGUGCAGCUUCUUGGUUCCCUGUGGCCCUGCUCCGGCCCAUCCCAGGAGACCCACCUGCGUCUUCUCACUGCUGGGCCUACCUUCCUAAUGACCUAAAGGGUGAGGAGCCCACCGUGUGAUGGGCAGCUCUGAGGCUGUGUGGUCACUGCCCUCCCAUAGAUGGAGGCCCAUCUCCACCAGGGCCCAGGACCACACCUGGAGCCACUUUUAAGUGAGGGGAUUUCAUUGCUGUGAGUGGCACAGCCUUGCUUCUGAGCAGUAGGGGACCCUGUUGUGAUUCCGUGGUUGGGAAUAGCCAUGAAAUCCACAUAGCACCUUUUCCAACCACACAUGCCUCUGGGAUCUUAGGGAGUCCAGGGUCAAAUAGCCAUAGUGGCAGGUCCAGCAACACUCCUCAUGAGAGUGUGUAUGGCUGCAUCCCAGCUACCAGAGCAGCAUUCAGUAGUGACAGGGGAUGUCAUAUGACCAGCACAACCUAUAAUAGUUACUACAUUAACUACAAACACUAACCAUUCCCGGUAGAAAUCCAGGAAAUGUGAAAUUACCAUCGAAUGGGUCUAUGAACCCAGCACAUCCCUCUAAGCUGGACCUGACACAGGCGUCCAUCUGUUACUUUGCUCCAAAUGCACCUCAUGAGUAAGAGGGGAGCAAGUUAAUGCUUCACAUCUCAGGGAAGAGCUCAGAUCGCACACUGUGUCCACUAGGAGUGUCUGGGUAUUUGCUGUUUCAUGGUGUACAGUUACCAGAGUGAAUGUCCUUCUUGCUCUGUGGGGGAGUCUGAAGGAGUCAUUGCAGUUGCUGUGGGGUUGAAGGGGCCCACCAGGGGCUCUGGGCUCUCCUUCUAGUAAGGGACUCUGCAUCUGAGAUGUGGCUCAGAUCUCAAAGCUGGGCAAAGGAGCUCAGUUAUUUCCUGGGGUGGCAACUUUCAGCCUCCUGGUCAUCCAUCCUUGCAUUUUGUCUUUGUGGUAAUUAUUUAAAUCUAGUAGUAUCCGGGUGGAGUCUCCCUCUCUUUUGGAUCUUGGACCCUUUUUUUCUAUGGGGCAUAGCUUUGUAAGACUGAGGUCCCCAGCUGGCAUUGUUACUUCUCUAAUUAUUUCCAUCAUUGCACCCUCCUUCCUGCUGACAGUUGACGGCCUCCUCUUGAGAUCUGUUAUUUCAGGAUUUUCCACCCCCAUUACUACCGGGAGCCCAUUUCAGGAAGAGCAUCUCCUACCCCUGACCCUGGCCUUCAGCAACAGGCAUCCCUGAGCUUCUUGACAGUCUGCUGCCUUCUCCUGGAGCCUUCUUUAUAUGCUGGAUGCUCACUCUCUCUGGUAUAACUUCAACAUCACUCAUGGACAACAGUGGUGUGAGGUCCAGGGCCAGGCUGAUCAGAAGAAUUUCCUCUCCUAUGACUGUGGCAGUGACAAGGUCUUAUCUAUGGGUCACCUAGAAGAGCAGCUGGAUGUCACAGAUGCCUGGGGAAAACAAUUGGAAAUGCUGAAAGAGGUGGGGCGGAGGCUCAGAAUGAAACUGGCUGACACUGAGCGGGAGGAUUUCACACCCAGCGGACCCCGCACGCUGCAGGCCAGGAUGUCUUGUGAGUGUGAAGUCGACGGACCCAUCCGUGGAUCUUGGCAGUUCAGCUUCAAUGGACAGAAGUUCCUCCUCUUUGACUCAAACAACAGAAAGUGGACAGUGGUUCAGGCUGGAGCCAAGCGGAUGAAAGAGAAGUGGGAGGACAGCGAACUAACCAUGUUCUUCCAGAAGGUCUUGAUGGGAGACUGCAAGAGCUGGCUUAGGGACUUCCUGAUGCACAGGAAGAAGAGGCUGGAACCCACAGCACCACCCACCGUGGCCCCAGGCACAGCCCAGACCAAAGCCAUGGCCACCAGCCUCAGUCCCUGGAGCCUCCUCAUCAUCCUCUGCUUCACCCUCCCUGGCAUCUUAGGAGAGUCCUUUAGAGUGACAGGUGGAAGAUGAUACCAGGAAGCCUUUGUUAGCCUCGUCUGGUUCCCGCUCUCCCUUCAGAGAAGGCGCCUGUCUACUUACCACUAUGCCUUACUGGACAGCCAGGAGUUCAAGCCUUAGCAAGCCCACCGGCUCCCAGCAGAUGAUGUGGACAUUGUAGACUCAACAUCUCAUGCCAUUCAUUACCUUUGCUGAUGAUCCUAGCAGCCAUUUUUCUUAAUAUCUUCUGCCACUUUCUUUUGGUGCUAAUGGAUGGAAUUCCUGUACAAGUUUUAACUGAACAAGAAAUCUCAGCAAAAAGCAUUUUAUUUCUACUUCUUUGAUUGUGGAAAAGCAGACACUUCUCUGAAGCAUGACCUUAUUCUUCUAAACAGUAUUGCUAGUAAAAUAGCAUGCUGGACUUCAGGCCUCAGGGAUCCUUUCCAUGCACUGACCAAGAAUCGUAUUAAUCCUUUUUAUUGUUAUGAAAGGUUUUUUUUUUUUUUUUUAAAUAUUCUCAUUCUGUCAACCAUAUUGGAGUGAAGUGGCAUAGUCAUCACUCACCGUAAUCUCUAACUCCUGGGCUCAAGUGAUCCUCUAGACUCAGCCUCUAGAAUAGCUGGGACUACAGGCGCAUGCCACCAUGCCUAGCAAUUGUUUUAUUUUUAGGUAGAGAUUGGGUCUUCCUACAUUGCCCAGGCUGGUCUUCAACUCCUGGCCUCAAGCAAUCCUUUUAUCUUUGCCUCCCAAUUGCUCUGGGAUUACAGACCUGAACCACAGUGUCUGUCGUAGAAAUUUUUAGUAUUUAAUAUGUAGUAUUUAAUAUGAAAAUGUAUUAUAUUCAUGAUUAUUUUAUUUAGUAAUUUAUUAGACUGUACUUAAAUAAAGAUAUCGAUUUUCAAAGAA
Macaca mulatta (Rhesus monkey) is the source of this 4147-nucleotide messenger RNA. Its product is annotated as UL16-binding protein 3. Gene Ontology annotation, biological process: antigen processing and presentation of endogenous peptide antigen via MHC class I via ER pathway, TAP-independent; positive regulation of T cell mediated cytotoxicity; antigen processing and presentation of endogenous peptide antigen via MHC class Ib. Gene Ontology annotation, cellular component: external side of plasma membrane. Lineage: Eukaryota; Metazoa; Chordata; Mammalia; Primates; Cercopithecidae. The record is from RefSeq and is a predicted model, not a curated record.